Molecule: messenger RNA, 2077 nt
Organism: Aspergillus sclerotioniger CBS 115572
Lineage: Eukaryota; Fungi; Ascomycota; Eurotiomycetes; Eurotiales; Aspergillaceae
Product: putative ribosomal assembly complex component Ipi3
Exons: 2
Coding region: 52-1773 (573 amino acids)
Biological process (GO): DNA-templated DNA replication; rRNA processing
Cellular component (GO): nuclear pre-replicative complex
Molecular function (GO): protein binding
Source: RefSeq, a predicted model, not a curated record
GCGUGUCGGUUUCUCCCUGCCUUCUGCAAUUUCUUUUCUCUGCAUCUCCUCAUGCUCUCCGAGUGUUUCAUCGCGUCGACGCUGGCGUCCAGCAAAGCGCCAGCGUCUGCGAGCCUCCGAGAUGUGGGUGUUUGCGUGCAUGAAUUCCAGCCUACGCUGAACCUGCGCUCCACCUUCAAGAAGAGCUCGACGGCUGCCAAUUGUCUGGCCGUGAGCCCGUCGCAUGUCUUCGCCGCGCAGUCCGAAAAAGCCAUCGUACAUGUAUAUAGCAGGGAGAAAGGCAACCAGGAGGCGACCGUUCCUUUCCCGGAGCGCAUCCGCAGCAUUGCCGUCGCGGGGGGGAAGAAUGGUGAUGUCCUGGUUUUGGGCACCGAAGGUGGACGGUUGAUUCUGUGGGAGACAUGCACCGGGCGACAAGUGGCUACGACAGCGUCGCAUCUGCGGCCAGUGACCGCUCUCGUGGUCGAUCCUAAUUCCAACUUCAUCCUGUCGGGCUCGUCCGAUGCCAGCGUCCAUGUCUGGUCGCUGGUGGAUCUCUUAUCCUUCACCAAACCCCCAUCUGGCCGUGAUCGUCAACCCCCGAACUCUCCCAUCCGCACCUUCUCCAACCACCGCGCCGCCAUCACCUCUAUCGCCGUGGGCCACAGCGCUGCCCGAUACAACAUUGCCGUGUCUGCCGCGCAGGAUAACACAGCCAUUGCCUGGGAUUAUCACACCGGCCGCCUCUUGCGCACAUUUCUCUUGCCAUCCAACGCGAUCUCUCUCGCGCUUGAUCCCGCCGACCGGGCGUUCUACGUCGGCUACGAAGAUGGAAGCAUCCAGUCGAUUGACUUCUACAAGAACCAGUCCAUUCAGCACCCUCUCCACGACCCCUCUCUUCAGUCCACUCCUUCGCAGCCACCGGCAGAAGACCGCUGGGCACCGCCGUCUACCGACUGUGGCGCAGCGCAUGCGCUCACCCUCUCCUACGAUGGCAUGACCCUUCUCUCUGGCCACCAGAAUGGCAAGGUUUUGUCAUGGGCUGUUGGACGGAAGAAAUACUCCUCUACUGCGGCCGACUACACGCACCCCGUCACAAACCUGUUCAUGCUCCCUCCCAACGGCAUCCCUCACCCUUCUCUCGACCUCAAGCGGGUAGCACACACCAUCAUCAAACCCCGUUACGACCAUACUCUGUCCGAAACCUCCCAAGCGGCCGGCACCGUCCCUGCUGAUUACACUUUCAGCACUCACUUCCUUCCUUCAAUCUCGUCAAAAUCCGACUCUCCCAAACCCGACGAAUUCGCUGCGGCCUUUUCCCACGCUUAUUUCCCCGAGUCUAUGCUCGAAGAAGGUCUCGCGGAAUUAGCCGCCUUCGGCCAGUCCGGUAGCAACGGAGCUCCAGUCUCAUCGAUAGCACAGGGGAUAAGUGACGACGAGUUGGCGGCCAAGGAUUCUCAAAUAUCCCAACUCGAGGAGCAACUCGCCGUGUUGAAGAAGAAAUCGACCAUCAACGAGACCGCCCGCCAAUCUACAACAGAGGAAGUAACCCAGCUCCGCUCCGACCUGGCCAACCUCCACGACUACAUCAACGAGCUUCACGAAAAGCAAGCACAAGCCCAAAGGGAGAAGGUCCUCCGACAGGCCCGGAAAGAGGAGCGCGAAACCCGCCGCCGGGAAGCCUGGUUUGCAGCCGAGAAGAAGGGCAAGAAGGGUGAUGCGGUUCUCCGCAAGAUGGACGCCGAGGAUACCGUUAUGACAAGUGACACGGAUGACCAGAGCAGUGACGAGUAGUAGUGUGCUUUUUCUUUCGACCAACUCCAUCAUCACCUCCCUCUAACCCUCUAUAAAACGAGAUCUACGGUACCAUCAUCUACACCACCAUCUCAUCUUCGUUCACGAUAGAGUCUGCAUUCAGACCCGGAUAUUUCCGACAUCAUUCGGCAGGCGCAACGGUCAAAAAAAAGUUCCCAGUGACGGGGAGGUUUCAUCGUAGACAGACCACAUCACAAAUAUCUUCUACACUACACUACAGUGGUACUUGCACUUGGCUAGACACGCAGCAUUGUAUAUAAAUAAUACACAAAAGUUUAUCAUG